AUGGGUGCACUUAAACAUUGUAUAGCUAUAACAUUUGCUAUAUUAUGUCUUUUAAUUUUGUUGGGUACUUUUGCCAUUGUUGAUUAUCAAAACGUUCCUGAACAAGAUAUAUCAAAAAAUACUGGAUAUCCAAUAUGGCAUCCUCCAGUUGAUGGCAUAAAUGGUAGUAGAGGCAAUGAUGAAACAUUCGUUGCAAUAACUCUUUUCUCAACUAUUUUGAUGUUUUUAUGUGGAUAUUUCAUUAUGAAAUGGACUUGCAAUGUUAAUAAUAAUUAUAAAAAUAAAAGAAAAACGACAUUUUUUGUAUUAAAUGGUGAUAAAACGGUCCCUACAUUUGAAUUUGAUGUAACUUUAGGUGUUUAUUGUUUAGUUACGGCAUGUGCAAGUCUAACGGUUCUUUGGACAGAGAUAGGAAAAGUGUGGGUAUCAAUUGGAUUAUUACAUAACGCAGUUGAAUUUAUGAUAUUAGUUAAUAUGCAUUAUGGAGGAAGAAUUACUUCAAGUAAAUUUUAUGGAAUGCUUUCACUUUAUGUUUUGAUUUCUGCUGGAUUGACUUUUUUCUUAACUUGGCCUUAUGAUGCGGCAUGGUUUAGAAUGCAAGGUCUUACUACUGAUUGGGCACUUUUAAUUCAAUUCACACGAACAUAUUUUAACACAAAAAAACAUAUUAAGAAUGAUUAUAGUCUUAAUCCAUUAAUUGGAGACAAUGAUGAUGACGAAAGAGGAGAAAGAAGUGAUGUCGUUUAUAAUCCAGAUAAUGGUGUAGUUGUUCAUCUUCCAUAUCAAAUAUUGAUACUAAUUGUAGCGUCAGGAUUUCAUAUAUUUGGCAAUUGCUUGGCUACUAUAUUUAUUGAAGAAACGAGAAUGUUCGAAAUGUUCGCUUUUUCCUACGCAAUUGCAUAUUCUGCCUAUGCAUAUUUUGUAUAUUUGGAUACCCAGGCAAUUACAGUUCUUCCACAAAAAGUUAUUCAUUUACCUGACACCAUUCAUUGGAAAAUUGUAUUGGUAACAAUUUUUUCAUUGACGUUUUCUCUCUUAAUUAUUAGAUUAGGUUUAGCCAAUACAGGUUAA
Messenger RNA from Diversispora eburnea, 1071 nucleotides. NCBI's taxonomy places the organism in Eukaryota, Fungi, Glomeromycota, Glomeromycetes, Diversisporales, Diversisporaceae. The record is from the annotation of a GenBank genome assembly.